GUCAACCCAUACUAUUCAAAAUAACAGAAGUACUCCUAUUGCUUUUGGUGGGGUUUACAGAGCCUGCGAUUUGGAAAAUGAAAUAUCUCGUGUCAUCUCUUCUAAUGAGGGAAAUUGGAUUCUUUAUCUGAUCUGGGGUUCAUCAGAUUCCUUGAAAUUCUGCAGAUUCUUCAACUUUUUGUGUCUGCAGGAUAUAAUUGCCAACCCACAAGAGGAUAGCAAUUUACAUUAUGGGUUGGCUAACCAAGAUUUUCAGAGGUUCCAGUCACAGACUCUCCAAAGGGCAAUAUCUUGGGAAAUAUGAAGAUCAUUCGAUUUGGGAAGAACCUCCUGCUUCUGCGGAUGCAAUGUCGGAUUUUGACAGAGAAGAAAUUGAUCUUGCAAUUGCCCGGUCUCUGGCUGAAGAAGAUGUCUCUCUGGCUGAAGAAGAUGCUUGUCUUGCUGAAGAAGAUGCGUCUCUUGCUGAAGAAGAUGAGAAAGAAAACAAAGAAGAAGAUGAGAAAGGAAAGAAAGUGAUUGAUACUGAGUCUCAGUCUCACUUGGAAGAAGAUGAAAUGCUUGCAAAGGCUGUUCAGGAAAGUCUGAACAUGGAGUCUCCACCUCGAUAUGAUUAUGGAGGUCGAGGUGAUUAUGGAGGUUACUUUCCUCCUUAUCCAUACUACUAUUCAUCGGGGUACAGGAUUUGCGCUGGUUGCAAUGGCGAUAUUGGUCAUGGAAGAUAUUUGAGUUGCAUGGGGGCUGUUUGGCAUCCAGAAUGUUUUCGUUGCCAUGCUUGCAAUCAGCCAAUUUCCGAUCACGAGUUUUCAUUGUCUGACAAUCAGCCUUACCACAAAUCGUGUUACAAGGAGCAGCAUCAUCCUAAAUGCGAUGUCUGCAAGAAUUUUAUCCCAACAAAUGCAGCUGGUCUUAUUGAGUAUAGGGCACAUCCUUUCUGGCAUCAAAAGUACUGCCCAUCGCAUGAGCAUGAUGGAACACCUCGCUGUUGCAGCUGUGAGAGAAUGGAGCCGGUGGAUGCUAGAUAUCUUAUUCUUGACGAUGGGCGGAAGCUAUGUCUGGAGUGUUUGGACUCUUCAAUAAUGGACACGCACGAAUGCCAACCCCUUUACCUUGAAAUUCAAGAAUUUUAUGAAGGUUUAAAUAUGAAGGUGGAGCAGCAAGUUCCAAUGCUCUUGGUUGAGAGACAGGCCCUAAAUGAAGCCAUGGAAGGAGAAAAAAAUGGUCAUCAUCACAUGCCCGAGACAAGAGGACUUUGCCUGUCUGAAGAGCAGACCGUUAGCACUAUUUUGAAGCGGCCGAAAAUUGGUGGACAUCGGAUAGUAGAUAUGUUUACUGAGCCUUAUAAGCUAGUUCGAGAAUGUGAGGUGACUGCAAUUCUUAUUUUGUAUGGUCUUCCUCGGUUAUUGACAGGUUCCAUCCUGGCUCAUGAGAUGAUGCAUGCAUGGCUGCGACUUAAAGGUUACCCAAAUCUAAGUCCAGAAGUGGAAGAAGGUAUCUGCCAGGUGUUAGCUCAUAUGUGGCUAGAUUCAGAAAUUAUUGCUGGUUCUGGGAGUAAUGUAGCUUCUACUUCAUCGUCAUCUUCCUCCGCCUCGUCCUCAGCUUCAUCAUCAUCUGGUUCUUCAAAGAAGGGCAAACGAUCUCAAUUUGAGAAAGAACUCGGUGAUUUUUUCAAACAUCAGAUUGAGUCUGACACUUCAACAGCUUAUGGAGAUGGUUUCAGAGAAGGCGAUAAGGCUGUGCUUAAGUACGGCUUAAAGAGUACGCUUGAUCACAUUCGGCUUACUGGAAGCUUUCCAUGUUGACCUCAUUGGUGAUUUACUCUGGAUUUUCCACUCAGACUUCAUAAAUUUGGCCUUUUCAUACUAGUUUGUACACGAUUAGAUAAGUAAAAAAAAAAAAAAAAUAGAGUCAGCGAUAAAAAGCUGGGGCUAAAAAAUGAAUAAGUGCUUCUGCUGUUCUGUUGUAAGUUUUGACAUUGGCCAGUUCAUGUUUUGUGUCAAAUAUUCAUACAUAAAAGGAUAUAAAAUGUUCAUAAUGGACAUAGGCAAAACAAAUAUUCUCCUUUUGAAAAAAGAAAAGGAUUUCAAUG
Messenger RNA from Olea europaea var. sylvestris, 2086 nucleotides. Its product is annotated as protein DA1-related 1-like. Gene Ontology annotation, molecular function: ubiquitin binding. The transcript has 13 exons. The coding region runs from base 231 to 1799 and encodes 522 amino acids. Lineage: Eukaryota; Viridiplantae; Streptophyta; Magnoliopsida; Lamiales; Oleaceae. The record is from RefSeq and is a predicted model, not a curated record.